AACUGGAGCCGCAGUAACAGAAUUCAACCACUAGAUGGGGAUGGUGGUGUAGCACAGUGGGUGAAGAGAAGGAAUGAGGAGACUGAACCGUGAUCUGUUGGCGUUCAGCAUGGCACAGACAGGUGAGCAGCUGUUUGGAUGGACACAUUCACUGACAGAAAACUAAUCACUGUUCUACAGCUCAACACAUUUUUGCCAUUCAAGUGUUCUGUGUGGCCAUCGAUGCUGUAACAGCCCUGGACCUCUGUAAUGGAGGACGCCGUGUACGAGGCAGACCUCAUAGCAUCGGACUGCGCGAUGGUGCUUCCAAACUGGAUGCGGUACUGAUUCCAGUACCGCCUUAAAACCGCUUGGACCUGGGGAAGGGUCAAAGUCCUGGAAAUAGUCAGGACAGUGUUGCUCGGAGGUGACGCCGACCUCUGUAUCAUCCCAACACAACCAUCCAUCCCAGGUCCUGUUGCACAUCGGGCCAGCUGAAUAUGGAAAAAGACCAAAACAUUUAUUAGUUCCUAUGGAGACUGGGAAACUGGCCCGAGCACCAAGAACGCGUUCAUCCCAGCCCUCGUUCACUCCGGCGCCCUCACACCAGGGACCUUGGGUGCUUCAGCAGCGGAAGACGCGAGCCAGGCCUCGGACCAGGACCUCUCCUCCACCGCCACCGGUCUUCGACGUCUCGACACGGAACCGCUUCUCCCCUCUUCGCGAGGCAGAACGCGACGCCGUGGUCAUCGGAGACUCCAUCGUCCGCCACGUCCACGCUACCACAGCCAGAGGUAAGGUGCGCAGUCACUGUUUUCCUGGUGCUCGUGUUCUCGAUGUCUCUGUGCAGAUUCCCGCGAUCCUCAACGGUGCUGAGACCAUCGGAGCUGUAGUGCUGCACGCGGGGGUGAACGACACCAGGCUGCGGCAGACGGAGGUGCUGAAGCAGGACUUCAGAAGCCUGAUCGAGACGGUACGAGCCACAUCGCCCGCGACGAAGAUCAUCGUGUCCGGACCGCUUCCGACGUACCGACGAGGACAUGAAAGGUUCAGUAGAUUAUUUGCUUUAAAUGAAUGGUUGAUGUCUUGGUGUAAUGAACAGAAGCUGCUCUUUGUAAAUAAUUGGAAUAUUUUCUGGGAGCGUCCUAGGCUCUUCCGUGCUGAUGGCCUGCACCCCAGCAGCAUCGGAGCUGAUCUUCUGUCAGAGAACAUCUCCAAGACGCUUCGCACCAUAUGACUAGUAAGUCAAACCUCAAAUCACAGCCUGUGUUCUGCCCACUUCAUUGAUAGAAAUGUGAGUGUAGUACAGUCUAUAGAAACUGUGUCUAUUCCCCGAAUAGUGAGGUUUAACAAUAAAAAUAAAGGAUCUAGAAAAAACCUAAUCGUGAUCAAACCAGAUUUUUGUAAAAUU
Messenger RNA from Megalobrama amblycephala (Wuchang bream), 1390 nucleotides. RefSeq lists its product as uncharacterized. Lineage: Eukaryota; Metazoa; Chordata; Actinopteri; Cypriniformes; Xenocyprididae. The record is from RefSeq and is a predicted model, not a curated record. The transcript is spliced from 5 exons. Bases 512 to 1216 code for a protein of 234 amino acids.